Messenger RNA from Myripristis murdjan (pinecone soldierfish), 649 nucleotides. It is a transcript of the gene sdhc, whose product is annotated as succinate dehydrogenase complex, subunit C, integral membrane protein. Bases 1 to 510 code for a protein of 169 amino acids. The transcript is spliced from 6 exons. Gene Ontology annotation, biological process: tricarboxylic acid cycle; mitochondrial electron transport, succinate to ubiquinone. Gene Ontology annotation, cellular component: membrane; respiratory chain complex II (succinate dehydrogenase). The record is from RefSeq and is a predicted model, not a curated record. Gene Ontology annotation, molecular function: electron transfer activity. Lineage: Eukaryota; Metazoa; Chordata; Actinopteri; Holocentriformes; Holocentridae.
AUGGCGCUUCUCCUAAGGACGUUGGCUCGCCAGGGCGUCUGUCUCUCCAGACCACAGUACAGUGUCCUCUACAGACAUGCUGCUCCAAUGGGAACCACGGCGAAGGAGGAGAUGAACAAGUUUUGGGCCAAAAACACGAGAUUAAACCGACCCAUGUCUCCCCACAUCACCAUCUACAAGUGGUCCGUCCCCAUGAUGAUGUCCAUCACACACAGAGGAACUGGGGUGGCACUUAGCGGAGCUAUCUCAGCUUUUGCUGUGGCAGCGCUGGUAUUACCAGGGAGCUACUCCCACUACUUGGACCUGAUCCACUCCCUGUCCGUCGGCCCCUAUCUCAUCGGGCUGGCCAAGUUCGGCAUCGCCUUCCCUGUAUCUUACCAUACUUACAACGGCAUCCGCCAUCUGUGGUGGGACAUCGGCAAGGGUUUCAAAAUCCCAGAGGUGUACCGCACCGGCUACACAGUCAUCAUUCUCUCCAUCAUCACUUCCAUCGCCGUGGCUUUCCUCUGAACAGAGAAGGAGUAGAGAGGGGAAUGUGCAGCGGUGGCAAUGUGGGAGUUUUGUUUAUAUGUUCUGUUCUGGCCUGUUGUAGGCCCCAACUCAAGAAAGUAAUAAAUAAAGGAUUAUAUUAUGUUGUACACAGUCAAAA